This is a messenger RNA of Medioppia subpectinata, 2659 nucleotides long. The record is from the annotation of a GenBank genome assembly. Lineage: Eukaryota; Metazoa; Arthropoda; Arachnida; Sarcoptiformes; Oppiidae.
ACAACGUAAACACAGGACUCAGUGAGCGAUCAAUUGAUGAGCGAAUGAAUCGUAUGUUUGAUUCAAACAAUCGUUGCAUUCAUUUGUGUUUUUGUUUGGAUUUUUAAUUCAGUAAUUGUUUUGCAAAUUGAAUACACAUUUGGUUUGCAUUUUGUGUUGAAUUUGGUUAUGAAAUAAAGUGUCGGAUAAUUGAGACGCGAAAUGAAAGCCAGUCUUUCAUUCAAUUCAAUGACAAACUAUUGUAUAACAAAAGGAGAGAUGUUUUGACGACGAAAGCCGUCGUUUAAUCCCGUAAUCAAAGCUAUUGUUUUGUCCCGUAAUCGCUGCCAAAGAGAGCCCACGAUAUGUCUCAUCAGAUGUCUUCGUCGGUGGCCUCGAGUCGGUAUCACAACAACAACGGCCACAACAACGCCAACAAUCAUCACAACAAUAGGUCCCAAAGGGAGACCACCAGAAGACACGUCGAGAGUCGACACCAAUCGGAGCGCCGCCACGACUCCUCUGAGAUCAGCUGUUGUCUCAAGUAUCUCAUCUUCGGGUCAAAUGUGGUGUUUUGGUUGACGGGGCUAUUGGUGUCAGUGGUGGGGGUCUGGGCCUGGACUGAGAAGGAGGUGUUUAAUAAUCUGACCCGUAUUACCAACAUUGCAUUGGAUCCAGCGUUCAUCAUGAUCUGUGUCGGGUGUCUCGCCUUUACCAUAGGCUUCACGGGCUGUGUCGGCGCUCUCAGAGAGAAUACGUGUCUUCUCGCCGGAUACGCCAUCUUUUUGGCCAUUUUGUUGCUCUUAGAGAUGACGACCGGAAUUCUUGGCUUUAUUUUCAAGGAUUGGAUCAAAUCUCAAGCGGCGACUGGCUUUCAGGCAUUCAUUGUGUACUAUAGGGACGAUCCCGACCGACAGAAUCUGGUCGAUUGGGUUCAGGACCAGUGGUUGGGCUGUUGUGGUGUCGACGGACCUAAAGACUGGGACCAAAACAUAUACUUUAACUGUUCGAGCGCUGCGGUGGGCAGUCGUGAGGCCUGUGGUGUCCCCUUUUCAUGCUGUCGUCCGAUACCCAACGAAAUCAUCCGCAAUAAACAGUGCGGAUAUGAUGUCCGCAAACAUGAAUUCGUCGGGGAUAAGUCUAUAGUGAUCUAUGAAAAGGGAUGUUUAAGGGCUGGAGAGGAAUGGAUUGAAGGCAAUUUGGUUCCGGUGGCGGGUUUUACAGUUGUUAUAGCGGUUCUUCAGGCCUGUCUUUCACUCAAAUUAUAUGAGUUGACAGAACGGAGUGUCAACGGAUGGCCACUCACUGUCAUCGAGUUGUCCGACAAUCCCGGAGACCAUGACUUUUUGGAGCCGGAGUUUAAAUAUAUCGCUAAUAUGCACGGGAAUGAAGUGUUGGGCAGAGAAUUACUCCUUAAACUGGCCGAACAUAUGUGCGAUGAAUAUAAUAAAGGAAAUAAAGAGAUCCAAACACUGAUAAAUACAACGCGAAUACAUUUGAUGCCAUCACUGAAUCCGGACGGUUGGGACGCGUCCACUAAUAAUGACCUGAAAGGAAAAGACUGGCUCUUGGGUCGCGCCAAUGGCAAUGGUGUGGAUCUGAACCGAGACUUCCCUGACUUGGAUUCCAUCGCAUAUCAGGAUAACUCCCAAACGGGAAAUAUCUUCUCUCAGGAGACCAUCGAUCAUAACUUACAGCCAGAGACCAGAGCGGCGAUGGCAUGGAUUUUAUCCAAUCCUUUUGUACUGUCAGCUAAUCUACACGGAGGCGCUCUUGUGGCCAAUUAUCCGUACGAUGAGAGUCGCGACGGAAGUGCCAGUUCUUACACGGCUUCGCCUGACGACAACACAUUCCGGCAUUUGGCAAAUGUCUACGCUUUGACGCACAAGACUAUGUCGACGGGAGAGCGGGUGAGGUGUGAAAACGACGAUGACUUCACCAAACAGGGAGGCGUAACGAAUGGCGCCCAAUGGUAUAGCGUGUCCGGAGGUAUGCAGGACUUCAACUAUUUGGGAUCAAAUGACUUCGAGAUAACACUCGAAUUGGGAUGUAAUAAAUAUCCGGCCGAAAACACUUUGCCCACCGAAUGGGACAACAAUCGCGAUGCGCUCAUCGCUUAUAUGAAACAGGCACAUUUAGGUAUUAAAGGAAUCAUAAGGAAUGCGAGAACAGGAGAGCCUAUUGUCGGCGCUUCGGUUAAAGUGAAGAAUGUGACGAAUGGAGUCAACAAAUUGAUUAAUCACGACAUUAUCUCUGUUAAAAACGGCGAAUACUGGCGAUUACUAACUCCCGGAACGUAUGAAGUAUUGGCUGUGAAGGACGGCUACGAACCCGACGCUAAGGCUGUCAUCGUUAAGAACAGCGCACCCGAAGCCGUUCGCUUGGAUCUCAACUUAAAACCAAUUGACGACACGUUUGAUCCUCAGGUGAUGGCAUCGAAUGACUAUUUUGGCUAUAAAUCAAUCCCUGAUAACAUUGAUUUGAAUAAUCCGGAAGUCCUUCGACUCAUUAAUUUUCUGCAAAGAGCCGGCGCUCAGAACAACGACAGAGCGGCCGCUAAUUAACACACUUUUCGUUUAUAUUUCAAAAACAUUUUUACUCGUCUUUCCUUUUUGCCGAUAAAAACAUUUUCAAUUUGUUUAAAAUCACGUUUUAAUUUCAUUCAUGUAUUUAAUCCUUG